CGGUUUAAUGAAAAAACAAAAAACAGCGGCGUCAGACUCGUCGGUUUCCCGUCCAGAGGUCGUCCAACUGCCCGCCUGAUCAGAAGUGGCUUCGGUUGCGGUUGGCUGGCUGUCAGUCUGUGGGAGCGGUGACAGCUCAACGGGUCGUUUUAUCUUUAGCUUUGUGCCCAAUACAGUCGCCACAAUGUUUGAGGAAGCCAGCGAGGUGUUCGAUAACAUGUUUAAAUCUUCGUUUCCCCUCACCUUCAUCGUCUUCAUCCCGGCGGUGCUGAUCCUGGUGUCUCCGCUCCCGGCCGAGGCGUCGCACGAGUUCACGGUGUACCGCAUGCAGCAGUACGACCUACAGGGACAGCCGUACGGUACCAGGAAUGCCAUCCUGAACACGGAGGCCCGUACUGUGGAGGCAGAGGUGCUAAGUCGUCGCUGUGUAAUCAUGCGGCUGGCGGACUUCUCCUAUGACAAGUACCAGAAAGCCCUGCGCCAGUCAGCGGGGGCUGUGGUCAUCAUCCUGCCAAGGAACAUGUCUGCUAUGCCGCAAGACAUAGUGCAGUUCAUGGAGUUGGAGCCUGAGAUGUUGGCUACUGAGACCAUCGUCCCCGUCUACUUCGCCAUGGAGGAUGACGAGCUGCUGUCUAUCUACACACAGACCCUGACCUCCUCAUCCUCACAGGGCUCCUUAUCAGCGGCCGAAGUCCUGCUGCACACGGCCACAGCCAACGGCUUUCAGAUGGUGACCAGUGGAGCUCAGAGCAAAGCCGUCAGUGACUGGGCCAUCACCAGUUUAGAGGGCCGUCUGGCUGGAGUUGGAGGAGAGGACCUCCCCACCAUCGUGGUGGUGGCUCAUUACGACUCCUUUGGUGUUGCUCCGUGGCUGUCAUACGGAGCAGACUCAAACGGCAGUGGAGUGUCCAUGUUACUGGAACUGGCCCGACUCUUCUCCAAACUCUACACCUACAAGAGGACGCACGCUGCGUACAACCUGCUGUUCUUUCUGUCCGGCGGAGGAAAGUUUAACUACCAGGGCACCAAACGCUGGCUGGAGGACAACUUAGACCACACAGACUCCAGUCUGCUGCAGGAUAACGUAGCCUUUGUGUUGUGUCUGGAUACUUUGGGGAACGGAGACUCUCUGCACCUCCAUGUGUCCAAACCUCCCAAAGAGGGAACCCCUCAGUAUUCCCUGCUGAAAGAGCUGGAGGCGGUGGUUGCGAGUCAGUAUCCAGAGGUCAAGUUCUCCAUGGUCCACAAGAAAAUCAACCUGGCUGACGACAUGCUGGCGUGGGAGCACGAACGUUUUGGGAUCCGCCGCCUGCCCGCCUUCACUCUGUCCCACCUGCCCUCGCACCGGCUGGCUCAGCGCUCCAGCAUCAUGGACGUGCGGUCAGUGUCCCCCUCCUCUCGCCACGGAGCGGGAGAGCCCCCUGCUGGGCCUCACGUAGAUGUGAAGAAGCUCAGCAGGAACACCAAGCUGGUAGCAGAGGCUCUGGCGAGGGUCGUCUACAACCUCACAGAAAAGGCAGCACCUGGAGACCUGCAGAUUUUCACUGAGCAGAUGCAGGUGCAGGACGAGCAGCUGUCAGCCGUGGUGGACUGGCUCACGGCGCAGCCCAGAGCUGCUCAGCUGGUGGACAAAGACAGCACCGUGGUGUCCACCCUGGAGUAUCACCUGGGACGCUACCUCAAGGAUGUCAAAAGACACUACGUCAAAGCUGACAAGAGGGAUCCAGAGUUUGUGUUUUAUGACCAGCUGAAGCAGACGAUGAAUGCUUACAGAGUGAAGCCCGCCAUCUUUGACCUGCUGCUGGCUGUCUGCAUCGCAGCCUACCUGGGGAUGGUGUAUUUGGCUAUCCAGAACUUUGGAGUCCUGUACAGUGUUGUCCGUAGAAUCACUCAACCCAAGGCCAAGGCCCACUAAGGCGUGCAGCAGCGUUUACUGCCCCGGACCCUACUGUACCCUUUUUCCUCAAAUUCAAUAAACUCUAGCCAAUAAGACACUGAGGCUGGACCGAGCUGCUGUUUUCACGAUGGUUUCCAAACCAGCAGAAUCACUUCCGUUUCCUUCGUCCCUCAUGCACAAACAAUGAUGUCAGAUCCUGUCUUGCUGCCAACUUUGACCCGUUUGGUCUCAUGGACCAGAAUAAUCAGGAAUCAUUUCAGUCUCCACAGAUGUCUCUGUCAUUCAUUCAGCGUGGUCACUCAUGUUGUUUUUAACCUCUAAUGACGGGGGUUAAUGUCACAGGUCAUGAUGAGAUUGGUUGAGAUGUCACGUGGCUGCACCGAUCGCUCCCCGUCCCUCUUCUCGGCGUACUUCACGAGCCAAACGUCGUGACGUCACGUGUUGUCUCAGGCAGCUAGAGGGAGAAGCUGACCGCACAGUUUAUCCCAGAAUUUCCUUUUGUCAGGAGGGCUGAUCACCAGGGAGUCUCACUAAAUAUAACGCUCGCACGAUCAGCCGCUGACGGUUCGCUGUCUGAAAUCGUCUAGUGUUGUGUCGAGAGCGACUGGAGCGUUUCCUUUGAGUGAAACCCUCAAACACGAGUACUGUUUACGGACAUGACGUCGAUCUGUCUAAAUGAAAUGUGAAGUAGUCUUUAGAGCGUAUCUCCAUGCCUUUAAUACAAACCCCGUCACAUCAUUAAUGUAGUUGUGCAGUGAUAGUUUUCACUUUGGCGUUUCUGUUUGCUUUUCGUGCCAUUUGUUCGUUUCCUGUGACGUGUCGUCUUUGUCUGAUUUGCCUUUUUUUAAAUCUCCAAACUGAUUUAGAGAAACGGUCACGCUGGUGGCACCAGCUGCUCGGAGAGCUUGUUUCAAAAUGUCACAUGGAGCCAUGUUUUGUUUUUCUUCCUUAUCUAAUCAAUAAAAUGAGCCCCUCCCCUUUCCUAAUCAGUAGAUGGGACCUUUUGCUGACUUGCAAAAAUAUGAUUUGACCAAAUCAGAUAUUUUUAAAUCCUUGCCCUCGUCUUUGCUUUGGGUGAAAAGUGUUAAUUUGCUUUUUAAAAAAAUGUAUUUUCUGUUACCACAUGACCUGUGACCCCUCCCCCUCCCAAUCAGCAGACCCGUGGAGGGGGAAUUGACUGUGUGGUAAAUAUGAGUUAUAAUUUAUUAAAUGGCUUUGUUUUUGUUUCGUGCACUGAAUCUGCUUCAUCUGCAACACUUGAUCUUUGCAAUGAAAGUGAAAACGGUUGUGAUUAAAAAUAAAUGACACAUGAAAAACACUCAAAUCGUUCUUUACCCACAUGUUUUAUUUCAUGAGAAAAAAGAAACGAUAACAUUGGCUGAAUGGUAUUAAAAUCGUAUUACAAAAAAGCAAGUAUGAGGUUUGUUUUUAUCAAGUAGUCGUGUUUCAGAAAGUGGCCAGAUUCAGUUCAACCUCGGGGGUCAUUUGUACAUCUUUGUGCAUCAAGGGUCCAAAACAAGUUAAAACACAUUUGAAAUUAAGAGAUUUAAUUAUUCAUCCUUCAGUUGCUAAAUGCACCUUUUAAUUUUGAUCUACUGAUGAACAAUAAAAAGAAUAUUAAUAAAUUACAGUGCAAAUACCUGCAGGGCUUUUUCUGGCCCUGUCGCUCUGUUAGCGCUCCUCUUUGCUCCCACAGACACUCGCCUCAUCAGCUCGGGUGGAAAUUUUGGCACAAUCAAAUCAUGACAAAGCUUUGGGUCAAAAACUUUGAGGCAGUCUCUGAAAGUUUGUUUCUGCCACUGAAUUUCUUAUUUCAUCUUUUUGCAAUUGAAAUUUUGAUUAACUCUACUUGCCUUUGUUUGUCAGUGGUGGAAAAAAAGCUUCCAUGUUGACCAGAAACAAUCUGAACGCCAUUUUUGUUGUUUGUUUAUUGGACGAGGACGAAGCUGAGGUGCCGAGAUCAACGUGUAAUAAUCCGCUUACUGCAGCCUCUUAAAUAAGGUGACUUCUCAAAGAUGCCGUUACACCGAUGAGUCUGUGGAAAGUUCCCUUUGUGUCGUCACUCCCUAAAACAUUUUUAGUAACUGCGAACCAGCCAACAUACCUGAACAACAAAAACACCUGAUUGGACCUCAUCAGUAAGGUCGCCCUGUCAGUUAUGAAGCUUUGGCGACUGUAUGCAUACAGGGACCAAAUACAUCCUCAUUUUACUUUCCAACACCUGCAACAGGAGGUCCUGUGAGUCCUUCAUUCAUCAUCACUCCCCUAAACAUAAGGGAGUGGGGGUGAUGAGGUGAGAGCGCACAGCGGGCUCUGCUGCUAACGUCUCGGUCCUGUUUAUGCACUUUAACAUCGCGCCCCGAUGUUCUUAGUGUGCGCUGAUGGGGAGUGAUGAGGUCAAGUUCACACGACCUCAGCUGUAAGCCAGUGUUGACAGGAUGGUUUUAGUCAACUCUGAGCCGGGGGUGGGCGAUGUGGGUGAAAUCUGUCAUAAUGAUCAUUUUUAAUAUUCAUAAUUUGUACUUGCUGAUUAAAAACACAAUGAGGUUCUGAAGGACAGUAACCAGGGUGGAAGCAGUUAGCACAUUGGCUAGUGUUACGCAUAACCAUACUGCCCACCCCACGAACAGUUACUUGUACAGACAUCAGCGCAGUUGUACGACACGGUGGGAGAGACGUUUCUGAGAGCGCCACGUCAGGCUUUAGGGGGCGAGUCACACCCGAUCCAGGACGUGGAUUUUUGAGGGUUUACUGCAGACUUCAUUCUGAGCUCAUCGGCAAACUACGGAUAGUCUCGCCUCACAGCAACAUGUCGGAUCAACCGUGUCACCUACAGUACAGAUGUGUCACCACUACAGUAAAACGAGUGCAGCAUUCAGAUUAAAUGGAAGAGGUCGGAGACUAGAUCCAGAUGUUUGCCACGUAGAUGGACAAGCCCCCCGCCCCCGGUCCCUGAAAAUAUCCGACCUGGGCUGUCAGAUCACGAUCAGCGACUCACACGCAGCAGGAAAAACAACAACACAUCUGAAAUACAAACUGCUCUCUCUCAGGAAAAAUAACAGCAGCAAAUUAAAAUAAAUCAAUGCAGAUAAUCUGCACCAACAGAUACUAAGGAAAAGGAAAUAAGUUAGCUCUAACCCCCCCCAAACACAAUGCGAGCAGCGUGGAAGACACACAAAGCAAAGCGGAUCGUCUCGUAGGGACAGACGACAUCUGCAGCCUGCUCCAGCAGCACAAGCAUGCUGUUCAUCCAAACAAGCGCUUGAAUUUGAUCGAGAAGGUGGAGAAACUGAAAUAUCCCUUAUUUUCUACAGCGGCCGUUCCCACUAAAGUGCGAGCUGGAAACCAGCGAGGGAAAACCGAGGGAACAGUUCCCUUUCACUCGAGUUCAAGUUAUUAAUAUGCUCAAAUUAGAAAUCAUAGAAAAAUCUUCCCUUAGGCUGGGGGAAACGUUUCUGGGAUAUUUGUGUUCGGUGGCCUCGCUGCGCCAAAAACACAGAAAACAAACAGAUCGCUUUUAGGACGAGUUAGUAAAAACUUCAUGAUUACACAGCUGUAGGAUGUUUCGUGAUCAUUUCAUAGCAGUUCCAAAAUCAUUCCGAUGUCAUGCAUUUCUGAAUUCCAUAAUCUGCACAUACAUAACGUUUUGUUUUUCAUCGUUCAGUCUUUCCAUGAUUAUUAUUGGCUCCUUUUUUUAGCCGCCACCACCUGAAAUCUUUUGAUUCUGAAACCCAGUCAAUCAAGUCCAGCUAUUUGCUGUCAUUAAACCAGCUUGUACGCCUUCAUGUCAGCGACAGAUGCUCUGCGACACACACACACACACACACGAGAACAAAUAAUUUAAAAAACAAAGCAAAUGAACUUUCCGUACAGGAAUGACAGGUGGAUAUUCCUAAUGCCUGCGAUGGUCAGUACAAGAGAAACAAAAGAUUAAAAAACAUCCACUUUACACACACACACACACACACACACACACACACACACACAGCCUGGUUUUUUGAAAUCAAGCUAAUUGAAAGCAGGCAGCCAGAGCCGCCUGGUCCCAGCCACCGACUUGUGCGAUGAUAUGAAAAUCAAUACAUGUGGUGAAGCGGCCAUAAGGCCAGGCAGCCUUUCUCACACCACCGUGCCAUGUUUGUUUUUUACCCUUCCUCCUCAUAUCAUAGGUCAGAGAGGACGGGCGGAAGCGAUUCAUUAGGAAUUACUAAAUAUCUAAAUGUCUACAGAACCAUUUACUGGCCAAAAGCUUCCUCGCCUGGGCGCUGCGGUGCUGCGCACGGUGCUGUACGCCCCGCACAACUGUACGCGACAAUCACAGUCCAGCUCUCAUUCAAACUGCUCGUUUCUACUGAAUCUGUCAAAUGUAAAGUUAACAAGAGUAAGACAAAAAGUCGGCUGAAAUAACAUUCACAGUGCUCCAAUUAAACCAAUCUGGAAACAAAAUGACAGCGAUGAUUUGAAAUGUUCUAAAAACAAAUACAGAGAGUAAAAAGUCAUCAGACGCGAUGUUUCCCUUUCAAGAUGCUCUUCCUUUAAAACAUGCUCCACGCUGAAGGAGGGCGUCUUUGUCUUGCAUGUACCAGCAGCCUAGUGCCAGGUGGUGGCGACGGAGG
Messenger RNA from Pundamilia nyererei, 6510 nucleotides. RefSeq names its product nicalin (gene ncln). The transcript is spliced from 15 exons. Gene Ontology annotation, cellular component: membrane. Lineage: Eukaryota; Metazoa; Chordata; Actinopteri; Cichliformes; Cichlidae. Gene Ontology annotation, biological process: regulation of signal transduction. Bases 185 to 1915 code for a protein of 576 amino acids. The record is from RefSeq and is a predicted model, not a curated record.